Balaenoptera musculus (blue whale) is the source of this 3881-nucleotide messenger RNA. RefSeq names its product nephrocystin 1 (gene NPHP1). Gene Ontology annotation, cellular component: cytoplasm; membrane; cilium. Lineage: Eukaryota; Metazoa; Chordata; Mammalia; Artiodactyla; Balaenopteridae. Gene Ontology annotation, biological process: protein localization involved in establishment of planar polarity. The record is from RefSeq and is a predicted model, not a curated record. The transcript is spliced from 23 exons. The coding region runs from base 40 to 2319 and encodes 759 amino acids. Gene Ontology annotation, molecular function: protein binding.
CCUGGCGACCGGCGUGAGCUCCGCGCCGAGGCGAAGGAGAUGCUGGCGAGGCGACAGCGCGAUCCCCUCCAGUCCCUGCAGCGUCGCAAUCAGGAGCUGAAGCAGCAGGUUGAUGAUUUGCUUUCUGAGAGUCGAUUGAAAGGCGCUCUAGAAACCAGUAAAAGGCGAGAUAUUUACCAAAGAUGUAUCCAAUUAAAACAGGCAAUAGAUGAAAAUAAAAAUGCUCUUCAAAAAUUAAGCAAAGCUGAUGAACCUGCCCCUGUUGGGAGUUACGAUCAGAAGAAAGAGGAGGAACACAAUCUUUUGGAUAAGCUCACCCACCAACUGCAGGAACUUGCUGUGUCCAUAAGUAGAGAAAAUGUCGCUGAAACUGGGGCGCUUACUGAAGGAGAGGACGAUGACAAUUCUGCUGAAGAAGAUGAUGAUGAAGAAGAAGAAGAAGAAGAAGAAGAUGAAGAGGCCACAAGUGGAGGAUACAUUGCUGUUGGAGAUUUUACGGCUCAGCAAGUCGGAGACCUUACAUUUAAGAAAGGGGAAAUUCUCCUUAUCAUUGAAAAAAACCCUGAUGGUUGGUGGAUGGCUAAGAACGCCAAAGGAAACAAAGGUCUUAUUCCCAGAACCUACUUGGAGCCCUAUAAUAAAGAAGAAGGCGAGGAGUCUAGUGAAGAAGGCAGUGAAGAAGAUGUAGAGGUAGGGGAUGAAACGGCAGAAGGAGCAGAAGUUAAACAAAGAACCGAUUCUCAUUGGAGUGCUGUCCGAAAAGCCAUCUCAGAGCAGAUAAACACCGUCGACGUAUUGACCACAAUGGGAGCUAUUCCUGCCGGGUUCAGGCCUUCCACCCUCUUCCAGCUUCUGGAGGAAGGGAAUCAAUUUCGAGCAAGUUACUUCUUACAACCAGCGCUCACUACUUCACAACUGGCCUUCAGAGAUCUAAUGUGGGAUGCUAAAACGGGCUCUAUUAGGUCAAGACCAAGUCGUGUUUCCUUGAUUCUGACCCUCUGGAGCUGUAAGAUGAUUCCUCUUCCAGGAGCGAGCAUCCAGGUUCUGAGCAGACACGUGCGCUUCUGUCUGUUUGACGGCAAUAAGGUUCUGAGCAACAUUCAUACAGUCAGGGCCACAUGGCAACCUAAGAAACCCAAAACAUGGACCUUUUCUCCCCAGGUUACUGGCAUCUUGCCCUGCUUGCUUGAUGGUGACUGUUUCAUCAGGUCCAAUUCUUCUUCUCCAGAUCUUGGAAUAUUAUUUGAACUUGGAAUUUCUUAUAUUCGCAAUUCAACUGGUGAGAGAGGAGAAUUAAGUUGUGGCUGGGUGUUUCUUAAACUUUUUGAUGCCAGUGGAAUUCCUAUUCCAGCAAAAACUUAUGAACUCUUCUUGAAUGGAGGCACCCCUUAUGAAAAAGGUGUUGAAGUGGACCCUUCGGUAUCCAGAAGAGCACAUGGUAGUGUUUUCCAUCAGAUGAUGACAGUGAGAAGGCAGCCUCAACUUCUAGUAAAACUGAGAUCUUUGAACAGAAGAUCAAGGAACAUGCUAAGUCUACUGCCGGAAACAUUAAUUGGAAGUAUGUGCUCCGUUCAUCUGUUGAUAUUUUAUCGCCAGAUUCUUGGAGACGUGCUGCUGAAAGACAGGAUGAGCAUGCACAGUGCUGAUUUAAUUAGUAAUCCAGUGCUGGCCACCUUCCCCAAGCUCUUGGAGCAGCCUGACAUAAUGGAUGCACUCAGGAGUUCCUGGGCUGAGAAAGAGAGUGCAUUAAAAAGGUCAGACAAGGCAACGUCCUCUGAUGGGUGUGUCGAGCAGGAGGUGAUAUUUGAAGGGCUGCGGGCACGGGCUGUGGAGCCAGGGCGCCAGGCAGUGGGUGAGAGCAUGGCCUCCCGCGACCCACCUCCCACCAUCUACGCCCAGCCCGAAGUGCCCUCGGUGGUCGCGCUGUUCCUCACCAUCCCCUACGCCUUCUUCUUGCCUGAGCUGAUAUUUGGGUGCUGGGUCUGGAUCCUGGUGGCUGCCACCCAGGUAGCAGACCCACUGCUACAAGGAUGGGUGAUGUACGUCUCGCUCACCUCGUUCCUCAUCUCCCUGAUGCUCCUCUUGUCUUAUGGGUUCGGAUUUUACAAAAGAUUCGAGUCCUGGAAAAUCCUGGACAGCCUGUACCACGGGACCACUGGCAUCCUGUACAUGAGUGCCGCCGUCUUACAAGUACAUGCCACGAUCAUAUCUGAGAAGACGGACCUGAAAAACUACUACAUAAACACUGCAGCCUCGUUCUUUGCCUUCAUCACCUCCCUGCUCUACAUCCUCCACGCCUUCAGCAUCUAUUACCACUGAAGAAGCAGGGAGCUGGGCCGACGUGGGAAACGCUCUUUUAAAGCCUGGAGUAUCAGCUCCCAAAAGUGGGUUUCAACAUUUGCCAUCUGGCUGAUAAACAGAAGCUCAGCGAUGACAUCACCGGAUCAACAGACCAUCUUUUCAGAACGAGUGAUGAAAUCACAUGCUGGCAAGAUCUGUUUGGACAUUUUUAAUUCAUUGUGAUGAAUAUGAAAAAGCUGGGAGGAGGGCUUUGUUGUUUUUUGUUUUGUUUUGUUUUGUUUUGCCUGGGAAAGUAACUGUCUCUUGGAAUUAUCUGACAAUGAACCUCGCUCUUCUAGAAAACUAACAUCUGUAAGCCCUCACUCCUGAAUAUUCCAGGUCUACCAUCAUCAGGCCUGUUUGGGGAUUCUGCCUCAGCAACGAGAUUCCCCACAGCAGGUCUAUGGGAACCUUCAUAAUUUUCUUAAAAUCGAAAUGGUGCUGUCAACACCUUCAGAUCUGAAGACCCACAGACCUUGUUCCUGUCCCGUGGUCCUGUCUCUGCUUCUCAGCGGUGGUCCAAACCCGCUGCCCCCUCCCACGCUGCCCGACCCCCAUUCACAUCCCCUCCCCUUUCCUCCCCAGCUUUGGGAGCCAAGGGAAAUCUGUGUAAAAUCAGCUUUGAGGGUAGAUAAUAAGAGAUUGGCUCUACAAAAUUUUUACACAGCAAGACCUGGGGGAGGGGAGGAGGGGGUCAGGGAGGGAAGGGUGUAAUCCGCUUCUCUAUAACUGUAAGUCAGGCCGCUCUGCUCAGAGAACUGCAGGGCUGCAGGACGCCUGGGUCAGGCCUCCGGACCCCACCCCCUAAGGACUGGGAGUCACCCUAUCCCUCAGAAAAGACCAUCAAGGAAGCCGGCAGGACGUUACAUGCCACGUUUCUCCUCUGGGCUCCUGUCACACGUGGGACAUCGAUGAGGCCGGAAAGGACCCAUCCCAGGGUUCCUCCUGUUUCCCAUGCAUCCCCGAGUGGUCCAGCUGGGAGGGGCCUGGAACCACCCAGCCAGCCUCCUGCAGUGAAGGGCUCCCAGGGGCCAGGACAUGCAAAUGUAUUUGCACUUCGGGGCCAUUCUCAAAGAAAAGGCACAGAGAAAUGUAAAAUCGAGGUGCUGGAUUCCCAGGUAAAUGUUUUUCAAAAGUAGGCUGUGCCGUCUGGCGUUUCUGUCCCUGUGCUGGGGUUCCAGCUGCUUGGCCUCAAUCUCUAACGUUGAGUCAGGGCUCAGCCCCUUAACUGCAUGCGCCCGAUGCCGUUUUGAAAUGAAAUAAAUUAUUAUGUGGAAGGGACUUGUCUUAGCCUAUUCUAGGGCUUACAGUUUUGUAUUGACUCUUUUCUGCUCCUGAAGGGGAGGGGGAGGCAGGAGGGGAAGUCACCGGAGAGAAAACUCUGGCUUCAUUCCCUGACAACUCACUUUCUAUUGGCUCCCAUAGCUUGAAAAGCCACCGUUCAUCUCUCACGUUCUUGUCUGGUGGCUAUCUGAGAUGGUCAUUGUUAAAUAUUUACUGAGUAGCCACAUCCAAAUAAAAGUCAUUUGUACAGUCAAAAA